Messenger RNA from Fonsecaea nubica, 1983 nucleotides. RefSeq lists its product as hypothetical. Gene Ontology annotation, molecular function: hydro-lyase activity. Lineage: Eukaryota; Fungi; Ascomycota; Eurotiomycetes; Chaetothyriales; Herpotrichiellaceae. The coding region runs from base 1 to 1983 and encodes 660 amino acids. The record is from RefSeq and is a predicted model, not a curated record. The transcript has 2 exons.
AUGAGUUGUCCAAAGGAGCAGCAGGAACAACAACAGUCUUGUGGCUCGUGUGAUGGACACCACCACGAUGGCGCCUCCGUGCCAGACAUGGAAGACUACAAACUCGAACUCGAAGGCCUGCGCAAGAGGACCCAGGAACUCGAACUGAUGCUGUCCAAGACGGCCAACGGCGUCAAAGACUCGCAGUCCUCCAGGUCCCGAAAGUUGCGGUCUGAACAUUGGUUCAACUCGCCCGACAACCCGGAGAUGAUGGCCCUGUACACGGAUCGCUACCUCAACUACGGCUUGACCACGUCCGAACUCAAUUCCGGCAAGCCCAUUAUCGGCAUUGCCCAGUCUGGCAGUGACCUCGCCCCCUGCAACCGACACCAUCUCGAACUGUCCAAAAGGGUGCGCGAAGGGAUCCGCUCCGCUGGUGGCAUCGCAUUCGAGUUCCCCACGCACCCAAUCCAGGAGUCGGUGAGACGGCCCACGGCAACGUUGGACCGAAACUUGCUCUAUCUGGGUCUGGUCGAGAUCCUACAUGCGUAUCCCUUGGAUGGAGUGGUGCUUUUGACCGGUUGUGACAAGACGACCCCGGCAAUGCUCAUGGCCGCCGCUACUGUCAACAUCCCCGCCAUCUGUCUCAAUGUCGGCCCCAUGCUGAACGGUCGCCUGAAGGGGUCGCCAGACAGAAUUGGCUCGGGGACGAUUCUGUGGAAGGCCCGGGAUUUGCAUGCUGCAGGGGAGAUUGACGAUGAUAUGAUGGUCGAGAUGAUCGCGGCUGGAACGCCCUCGGCGGGCCAUUGCAACACCAUGGGCACGGCCUCAACCAUGAAUGCUCUGGCCGAAGCACUGGGUAUGGCUCUACCUGGCUCGUCGGCUAUUCCCGCCCCGUAUCGUGAGCGCGCCCAAUGUGCGUAUAGGACCGGUAAGCAGAUUGUCGAGAUGGUGCACGCCGAUCGCAGGCCGAGCGACAUCCUGACAAGGGAGGCCUUUGAAAAUGCGAUUGUCGUAAAUAGUGCCAUUGGGGGAAGCACGAAUGCCCCCAUCCAUCUGAACGCUGUGGCGAAACACAUUGGUGUCCCCCUUGAUCUGGAUGACUGGGAUAGCAUUGGACUUGACAUCCCUUUGCUGGUGAAUGUGCAACCGGCAGGUGAGAUGUUGUGUGAGGAGUAUUAUAAAGCCGGAGGGCUCCAAGCUGUCAUGGCCGAACUUCUGGAUCAAGGUAAACUCCAGCCAAAAGCCCUGACUUGUAACGGCAAGACCGUCAAGGAGAAUGUGGAUGGCAGGCAUUCUUGGGACCGACGAACCAUCAAGACCUAUGGUGAGCCCCUGAAACAUCGAGCAGGUUUCCUCCACAUGACAGGUAAUCUCUUUGACUCCGCCAUCAUGAAGACCUCUGUGAUUUCCGACGAUUUCCGCCGGGAGUUCUUGGAAAACCCACAGGAUCCCAAUGCUUUUGAAUGCAAGGCGGUGGUGUUUGACGGGCGAGAGGAUUAUAUCAGUCGCAUUGACGACCCCAAGACCCCAGUCGAUAAGAGGACAAUUUUGGUGAUGCGCGGUGCUGGACCGCUGGGAUAUCCUGGCGCGGCAGAAGUAGUCAAUAUGCAUGCUCCGGGCCACGUCUUGAAACAAGGCGUGACCUCUUUACCGUGCAUUGGAGAUGGAAGACAGUCUGGCACGUCAGGUUCCCCGUCGAUUCUGAAUGCCAGCCCUGAAGCCGCCGCAGGUGGUAACCUGGCACUGCUCAGGGAUGGCGACAUCUUGAGGGUUGACCUGAACAAGCGACUUGUCCAGAUGUUGAUCUCCGAUGAUGAGUUGAAGAAGCGACGGCAGGACUUGGAAGCAAAGGGCGGAUAUCCGAUUCCAGAGUCUCAGACCCCCUGGCAAGAUAUCUUCCGCCGCGAGACUGGGCAGCUCAACGAGGGAAUGGUGUUGCACAAUGCUCCCAAGUACCAGCGGGUGGCCCAGAAAUGGCCUGCUCCUCUGCAUAACCACUGA